AGUAUGACUUUAUGCAGCAAGCUGGGCCACGAUACGAGAGGGGUGGCGGAUCUGGAGCUGCUUCUGGAUCUAUAAGUGGUGGUGUUGGAGGCAGUGGUGGACCACAGCCUUCGAUGUUCAGAAGGAGUCAGUCACAAGUCCCCGAGAGGGUUAGGGACUACCACCUAGGUUUGAGCAGUGCUCCACGACAGCAAAGGAUUGAUACCGGCCCAUGGACUGUCAAGGGGAGGACAUCAAGAGAGCUUCUAGGGAGGGCAUGGGCGAAGGCGUGCCAUGCUGUCGGUAUUCCCGGCCGGAAAGUCGAUGACCCAUACUUUAAAGCUGCGAUCGUGGAGACCCAGAAACAAGGUGUUGGAAUCAAAAUACCAUCAGGGAGGGAGAUAGAUGGAAAAUAUUUGGAUGAGAAUGUGAAGGAGAUAGAGAAAGAGAUAGAGAAGUGGAAGAACGAGUGGGAUGAAUGUGGAGUCACGAUCAUGUGUGAUUCGUGGACGGGGCCUAUGCGUAAUUCGGUCAUUAAUUUCUUGGUGUAUAGCGGUGGCACCAUGUAUUUCUUGAAGUCCAUCAAUGCGUCCGACAAAAUACAGGACCAUCAAUACUUGUUGAAGGAGAUACGAGCAGUGGUCAUGAAAGUGGAGCCUCACAAUGUGGUUCAGCUUGUCACGGAUAAUGGUUCGAACUACAAAAAAGCCUGCAAAAUUCUCUGUCAGGAGUUCCCUACCAUUGCAUGGCAGCCUUGCCUUGCCCAUACCAUCAACCUUAUGCUGAAGGACAUAGGGAAGUGGCCGGAGCAUGAUGCUUGUAUUCGAAGCGCGCAACGAAUUUGCAGCUGGCUCUACAACUCCAACAGUUUACACAGCAUGAUGAGGGAAGCCAUCGGUGGAGAGUUGGUCAAGUGGAAUGUAACAAGAUUUGGGACCAACUACAUGUUCCUUGAAAGCAUGUAUAAGAAGAAGGACCAGUUCAUGACAUGGUUAGUGUCACCUGAGUUCCGACAGUCCCGCCACUUCAAAAGUGAAACUGGAAGAUGCAAGGUUUUUGUGAACUACAACCUCCGCUUGCGUCUGCAACGUGCUACUAGAGGGGUCGAUCCAUAUGACUAUGAUCCAGUUAGCAGUUUCAUGGAUCUUUCUUUGUACCGGCAGUCAUCAGCAAUUCAAGAUUGGAUGAAGCAAUCAAGGUCCAAUGGAGACCCAGCAUUUGAUGAAGACUCUGACUUCACUGACACUCCAUUGCCGAGCCAGAUGUUCACUGACAUAGGCUCUUCUUAUGGUCACGAUGAAGAUGUGGAGACAUGGGCCGAAGAAACAAUUGGGGACACACAUCUGGGAAAAAGGAAGACUAAGAUUGGUCCCGAAAUGAGAAAAGGGAAGAAACCACGCACUGAGGAGGAGUUAGGUAGUGACGAUACCACACCUGAGCCUAGUGGUGGUGAGGACAUUGGUGAUGAUGAUGAUGAUGAUGAUGAUGAUGAUGAUGAUGAUGAUGAUGAUGAUGAUGAUGAUUCCAGUAGCAGUGAAGGUGAUGGCAAUGAUGGCAACGAAAGUGGUGGUUAUCGUAUAUCUCCUACUAUAAGGUUCACUGGGGAGGAGGACUUCACCCAUGCAACACAAGAUACAGAUCAUGGAGCACCUACUUCACAACGACAAACAACAUCGACACAUCGACAUGGUCGACAUGCCCCACUUGCAUAUGAUGAAGAUAGCUCCAACUCUGCCUCCAGUGGUCAGUACUACAACCCUUACAGUACUUCUCCCCCUGCAGGGGGCUUUCUGUGGCCACCACCAGGGGUGGUGAACCCGCCACUUCCGCAGGCAGUUGCAGCAUUGACUUAUUUGGAUUAUCACGGCUACCUACCAUAUGGAGCUCCACAGUUGCAAUAUCGCCCACCUACAUACGUGUAUUUGCCACCAACAGACGAGCCGUAUGAGGGACCACCGGGAGAGAGAUUUGAGGACUGAAGAAUGCAGAGAAUAUGCUACAUGGAUUAUUCUGGACUAUGUCUUUGCCUCUGUUGUAUCUUUGGAUUGUAAUAAUUCUAAGGGACUUUGGAUGUAUUGCGUUCUAUGUGUGGACUUUGGACAUGAGUUAUGUGUAAUAAUUCUAAUGGACUUUGGAUGUAUUACGUUGUA
Panicum virgatum (switchgrass) is the source of this 2129-nucleotide messenger RNA. RefSeq lists its product as uncharacterized. NCBI's taxonomy places the organism in Eukaryota, Viridiplantae, Streptophyta, Magnoliopsida, Poales, Poaceae. The transcript is spliced from 5 exons. The record is from RefSeq and is a predicted model, not a curated record. The coding region runs from base 12 to 1958 and encodes 648 amino acids.